AUGAGUCCAAUGGUAAAUCAAGCAAACAUUUAUUCAUUUCAUCGAACAUCGAAUAGUAAUAACUCCAAUAACAUGUUCAUCUAUGAAACACAAUUAAACAAACUUCAUCGUUUAUUUAAAAAUCAACAUCAUCACACUGAACCAUCUUUAGUAUUAGAUCCCUACUUAUUUCUUGGUAAUUGUAUAUCAGCCCACGAUGUUAAUCGUUUAUCAAAACUUGGUAUUCGUUAUAUUCUCAAUGUUGCUAGUCGGGAUGUAGAAGUUUGUCCAUAUUAUGGAAAAGAUUUUCGAACGUUACAAAUUGAUCUACGCGAUGAUGAACAAGAAAAUAUUCUUAAAGUAUUAGAAAAAGCGUUCGCAUUUAUUGAUGAAGCAAAAUCAAACAAAUGUCGAGUUCUGGUUCAUUGUAGUCAUGGUCAAAGUCGUUCACCAACUAUUGUUAUUGCUUAUUUGAUGCGAACAUACAAUAUAUCUUUGGAACAGUGUCUAUCACAUGUUGUCAAAGCUCGCCCGUGUGUAUUACCGAAUGAUGGAUUUCUCAAACAAUUAAUAUUGUAUGAUAAAUUAUUAAACGAAAGAAAAAAACAUUUGAGAAACAGUCAAACAUCACAAUCAAAUGUAACAAAUGAUGUUUAUUCAAAUAGACCUGUAGACGUAGAUCCGAUAAAAAUUCCUAUUCAUCAUCAUCAUCAACCACCUCGUCCAGUUAAAGCAUCACCACCAUUAGUAAAAUCACAAUCAAAUGAUCAACAACUUCCACUAAGACCUCCCAGUGCCAAGGAUGCACCAGUAAUUAUGUCAGAAAAAAAUUCAGAUGUUCAAGUUAUCCCUAUUCAAAUAAAAAAUCAGAAUGUUGAAAAGCCACCAUUACCAUCAAAUAGUCCAAAACGGGAUGACGUUCAGAGGCAUCUGAUGAAAGAAAAUAAAAGUUUUCAAGAUUUACCAGAACAAAUGGGUACUACGAGUUUAAACAAAGUAACAAUAGAAAAAUUACCGUUUGCUUCCUCUCAUGAUGAUUUACAUCCAUCUAAAAGACAGUACACAUCAAACACAUAUCUUUAUACCUGCAUACAACCACAAGUAUCGAUUUCACAAUAUUUUCCACGAACGCCGUUUAUACAUGAAAGUCGAAUAAAAUAUAUUACAGAAAUUUACGAUAAAGUAACGAAUCGUUUUAUACCUGUUGGAUGUUUUUAA
Molecule: messenger RNA, 1197 nt
Organism: Didymodactylos carnosus
Lineage: Eukaryota; Metazoa; Rotifera; Eurotatoria; Philodinida; Philodinidae
Source: the annotation of a GenBank genome assembly